AUGUCUGACAGCAAUGAUGUGUGGGAGUCACCCGGCUGUGGUACGAGGGAUGAGGACAAUAAAGACACGAGUGGAUUCUCCGAACAUGAACUCCUUGACAUCAUGUAUAACACAUGUAACACCUCCGACACAGGAGAGGUGUUGGCCUCCACCAUCGUUCAGUACCUGCAGAACAUGACGGCUCAAAGUCCGGAGCAGGACCGGCUGGCUGCCCUGCGACGGCUGCUCGACCCUGAUUGUCAGGACCCACAUGUGAGCAGGGAGACUUUUCACUCCACCAUGAGGGAGUGGAUCGCACAGUGCAGCCAGAACAGUGACGGAAAAGACCUGUUAGGCACAGUGGCUGAACUGAAGCACGCUCACCGCAAGCUGAGCGAGCAGAACAGCAGCCUGCUGAGGACGGUGGCUCAGUGCGAAGACAUAAACCUGCAGCUCACUCUGGAGGUCACUGAGCUGCGAGCAAAGCUGGCCAGUGCUCAACGGUCAGCAGUGAGAGCCAGAUCCCUGACAGAAGAACUGGAGGAGACCCGUCGGGCAUUUAAAGAGGCCCAGGAGAGAGCCAGCCGCACCCAGACCACCUGCACCAAACUGUGCAAUGAGGUCGAAUGCCUGAAAGUUCACAUUAGGAGGCUUGAAGACAAGAAUGAAAAACUCACCUUUGAAAGGACGUGCUCUGAAGACAGCAUCAACAAACUGAGGAAGGUCAACGCUGAGCUGAGGGCCGAGCUCAAGGAAACUCUGGUUAUGUUGACGCUGAGAGACAGAGAAAUCACAAAGAAAGACAUUCUCAUGGAUAAGAUAAAGAGCUCUCAUGUGGAGAAUCACAACAUGAUCGAGGGUCUGCAGUCAGAGCUGAUGAGGCUACAGGAACAUUCACACCAAGUUCUAUUGAGGUAUGACAGACAAUGUAUCAGCCCUCAGAGCCUCUACAGUCGAGAUCCUCCGAACCACCGCUCCCUGCAGAGCGAGAUGCAGGACAUGCAGCAGCAGCAUCACAGAGCUCUGGACGACAUCAGCCUCCCGUCCCUGCACGCACACAGUGACGAUAUUCAGAGCAUCAUCCACCGGAUCAAGUCUGCAGAAAUAGCUCAUCUUCUGCACAAUAAGUAUCCUGAGAGGACACAGGACACUGCUCCCGUAGAAACACAGGAGAGGCCUUUUCCUCACCGCCAGCAGCAACAGGCAAGCAUCAAGCAGCAGCUUGUCAAUGUGUAUGAGGAGAAAGGGGAGAAGGUGGAGGAGCGGUGGAGAGCCUGGGAGCAAAAGGAGCAAAAGCAAAGCCAGAGUGGGAGCCAGACUCAGAUCCAUGAAGCCAAGAAGGUGGCUGUGGUGAACUGGUGGAAAGCCCGCAGCGUAGAUGGCGCUAAAGCCAGGACAAAAGAAAGCCAGUCGGUCCAGGAGCUUUCUGAGACGCAAGCAAAGCUCCAGCAAGCAGAGCAGACCAUCACUGAUAUGAGGGAGCAGGUCUGCCACCUGCAAGCCUCUCUGAUAUCUGCACAGGAGUGUGUCGCCGAGCAAAAAAACAGCAGCGGAGUCCUUCAUAUCGACAAGGGAACCAACACAGAGAGAGGAGAACCAGACAGAGCUGUGGAGAAGGUCGUGAAGGAGCAGAGGGAUGCAGCAGUGGCCACGGAGAUCACAGGUGGAGCAGCCUCAGAGCAGGAGCAAGCCCAGCUUCGGGUGACCACAGACAACGUCCUGGCGACCCUCAGAAGGAUGGAGGCGAUGGUCAACAGCGCCCUGGAGGCCGCCGAGCUGGUGAGAGAGAGCGAGCGGAGGGUGAGUCGGGUGAGAGCGAGGAUGGAGAGCAUCACCCAGAGCGUGGAGGAGGCUCUGGACCGUGCAGCAAACACUGACGAGCAGCUGAACGUUCUAGAGUCCAGAAUUACAGAACAAGCUCCGACUAAGUCUCCGGGCCCCAGUCUGUCAGCUGAUCCUGGAACAGAUGCUGCAGGUUUUACAGAUGAGUCGGAGCCUGAAGACAGAAACGGAUUGGGGAGUCCUCCUCCACCUCCUGUAAUCCCAGAAGUCGAUGAGCCUCCACUUCUACCCAUGAAUGGUGGUACAACACGAGGCAGCUGCAGCAAGCUCCAGGAAGAGGAGGAGCACUUGCUGCAGGGAUCUCCUCUUGAGCAAAGUGAUCAUAACAGCAGGGAGUCCUGUGACGCCGCCUGUGCUGCUGAGGGACCUUUUAUUUUCCCCCAGACCCGCUCACGCCCCUCGCUGCCCCCCGCCAUGCCCACGUUGCCCGAGGAAGAGGAGGACUCCCCCGAGGAGCUGGACAGUUCCUCCAGCUCUCCCAGCACAUCUACACCAGGUGAAAGUCGAGCGGUCGUCAUAACGGCCCCCACUAUCGUCUACCCGCAGCAGGCCACUAUCGUCCAACAAGAUGGCCGUCCCCUCGAGCAGGCCAGGCCACACAGUCCCAGAGCUCGCCUGGCUAGAAACCCGUCUGGAGGACCCAUCACAACAGUCGACAGCGCAGGUCAUGUGAUCGACCUGUUGAAAGAUCAGCUGCCGGAGCUGCAGCUCUCCGAGGAGGAUCGACAGAAGAACCUGGAGCUGCUCGAACAGGCCAAGAAGGUCAGCGACCGGUUCCUGACGCGCCGCGGCCGCCGCUCCACCGGCAGCCCCGCCGACUCGCCCACUGGUCUUUCUCCAAUUCCAACUCCGUCAUCCUCACCAUGUUCGUCUAGAAGCAGCUCACUGACUGUGGCUCCUCACACUGAGGCAACCCAUGUCACCUCACAGUCUCUUGGGCAGCACCUGGAGGUUCCUUCAGUGCGAGAACAGCAUGACUUAAAGACUCAGGAUCAGGAGGUCAACAGGCUGUUGGUGGAUUGGAAGCCCGUUGAGAAGAGGAAAGUGUCCUCUGGGACUCUAACACCCCGCUUUGCUGUUCAGAAGGAGAACUGUGAUCCAGCUGCACCUAAGUGUCCUCCAGCUGUCAAUAAAGGGGAUGAAGGAGCCGGUCCAGGCCGAAUUCCCGCCCCGGCUCCGGCGACAGGGGUGGCCAAGCCCGUCCCCCGACCCCCUACCCAACUGGCCCCCUGUACGGCAGAGAUCAAGACGAUUGGGGCCUUCCCUCCGCUAAUGAGGGCUGUUUCCUGGGACGCUGUAGGCAGCCUUAAUUCUAGAAAUGGAGCCCCGAGUUUCCCUCCAACACAGGAGGAGACCUUCUCAGACAAGCCCAGGGAUGCUGUCUUCAAAUCCUCAGGGUACAAAGACCUCCCCACCCAACCGGGGAGUGUGCAUAAACUGUCUAAACUCAAAGAGGAGCACAAGCUGAUGCGUAACCAAAGCAUUGUGGGAUCCAAGUUACCAGACUUGAGUGAAGCUGCUGAACAGGAAAAAGGUCCUGCUUCCUCGACAAACUCAGCCAGUAGCGAGGAGGCAAGGGAGAAGUUUGACGCCAUGCCGAACAUUUCAGAUGUGAUGCUGAGAAAACUCAAACUUCACCGAGGUUUACCAGGCUGUGCGCCCCCACUCACUGAAAAAGAAGUUGAGAAUGCAUUUGUCCAGCUGUCGCUGGCAUUUCGUAACGACAACUACACUCUGGAGAUGCGGCUCAAACAGGCAGAGAGAGAGAGGAACCUGACCGAGGAAGACACCGAGAAAGAACUAGAAGAGUUCAAAGGAGCGCUGAAGAUGACUUCACCACAGUGGCAGAACCUGGAGCAGCGUGAGGCCUACCAGCGCCUCAUAGAGACGGUGGCAGUGCUGCACCGACUGGCCACGCGGCUCUCCAGCAGGGCUGAGAUAGUCGGAGCAGUUCGACAGGAGAAACGUAUGAACAAGGCCACUGAGGUCAUGAUGCAAUAUGUAGAAAAUCUGAAGAGGACGUACGAGAAGGACCAUGCAGAGCUGAUGGAGUUUAAGAAGCUGGCCAACCAGAACUCGAAUCGCUGUUAUGGAGGGUCUGUAGACACUGGAGAUGAUGGAGUUUCACGGCCAUCAAGAUCAAUGUCCCUCACCCUUGGAAAGGCUCUACCCAGACGUAGGGUGAGCGUAGCAGUGGUGCCUAAGUUUAACCUCCUGAACAUCCCAGGUCAGACUCCAGCAACAGCCAGCCCGGGCCCGGGACCCAGCACGGGACCCGCCGCUGGUGCUGCUCUUCCUGUCCUGUGUGAAGCAAAUGACGUGAAAGCCAACACUCCCACAGAGGCGGCACAGCCAGCAACAGAAUGUGGAAAGAGUGUGUCGGAGCAGGAAAGUGAGCCAGCCAAGCCUUCGGUCAACUUAGAGGAGAUCAGAGCCGAGAUCAAGGCAAAGAUCGAGGAGGAGGCAUAUAAUAAAGGCUACCAAGAGGGACUGAAGCAAAGUAAAGUUCUCCAGGAGGAGAAGCACGAAGAAGCGAACGAUGCAGAGAAAUUGCUGGAAUUGAAAAAUAAGGAUGAAGAGAGUGGAAAGAAGAUAAAGACAAGCAGGAGGAUGGAGGAGGUCUUGGUUCUUCUUCGCCGGUUUUGUCCCAAGAUUUCCUGGAAUCGGCGACUUCUCUGGACCGCCCUGACACUGUUUGUGGUGAUGUGUCUGGUUAUCAGUAUUUUUACAUUCUUCAGUGACAACUACAACAGGCGUGAGGACACGUAAGCAGAGAGAGACUUGUGAGAGGCGAAAUGAAGAUCUUUGGACUAAGUGUAGCAGCACAACCAAAGAACUCCAAAACAGAAUAACAGAGGCGGCGCUCAUCCUCUGUCUCUGCCAGUUUACCAUAUCACCACACUUGGACUCACUUGAAUCCAUGAUCCUGACUCUCGAGGGCUGAAGAUAUUUUGGGAGGUUUUAUGGAUAAAGUUGCCUUAAGUUAUAAUUUUGUUUGGAUUGAAAAAUUGACUGUUUGCUGCAGUGAGAAAAAAGAUAAUUUCUGUUUAGGGACCAAAUAUUUAGUGUGAUGAAGUAUAUAUAUAUAUUUAAAUUAGAUGUAUACGCAGCGAUAGGUUCUGGUUUGGGUACUUUUUGAUGAUGAAUAUGGCACUUUCCAUUAAAUGCCGCUAUAGAAAAAGUGUAUAUAUACUCUAAUGUUAAAGUAUGAUCUCUCAGGUCCAGUGGAUAAUAAAGCCUUUGAGAGAUUUUGAAAUCAUAUUUAAAGAUAUAGAAAAUAAAGGAAUGCUUUUAUUUUUUGUCUAAUUUCUAUAAUGUGUAUUUAAAGACUUUAAAAUAUAAGCACAUU
Chelmon rostratus (copperband butterflyfish) is the source of this 5170-nucleotide messenger RNA. RefSeq names its product murine retrovirus integration site 1 homolog (gene irag1). The record is from RefSeq and is a predicted model, not a curated record. The transcript has 36 exons. Bases 1 to 4590 code for a protein of 1529 amino acids. NCBI's taxonomy places the organism in Eukaryota, Metazoa, Chordata, Actinopteri, Chaetodontiformes, Chaetodontidae.